Messenger RNA from Theobroma umbraticum, 2605 nucleotides. RefSeq names its product Leucine-rich repeat protein kinase family protein. Gene Ontology annotation, molecular function: ATP binding; protein binding; protein kinase activity. NCBI's taxonomy places the organism in Eukaryota, Viridiplantae, Streptophyta, Magnoliopsida, Malvales, Malvaceae. The record is from RefSeq and is a predicted model, not a curated record. Gene Ontology annotation, biological process: protein phosphorylation.
ACAAAAAGAAAACAUUAAAGAAACGAAGCCUUUCUCAUUUCUCAGCUCUUGCCAGUUCCCUCAGUUCCCUCCUCUCUUUAAAACCCACAUUUUUAAUUCUCAGGGGAAAGAAACACCCUUUUAUUCCGUCAUGAAGAAGCUGGCUCUCUUUCUACUCUUCUUCUUCUUCUUCCUCUUCCGGAACUCAAAACCCGUUCUUUCUCUUUCCCCUGACGGCCUUUCUCUUCUGUCUUUGAAAUCGGCCGUAGACCAACCUGCGGCCCAGUCAGUUUUUGCAGACUGGAACGAGAAUGAUACGACGCCGUGUCGUUGGUCCGGCAUUUCCUGCAUGAACAUAACAGGGUACCCUGACCCGCGUGUAGUCGGGAUCGCAGUUUCCGGGAAGAAUCUCCGGGGGUAUAUUCCGUCGGAGCUUGGGACGUUAAUCUAUCUUCGAAGGUUAAAUCUUCACAACAACAACUUUUACGGUUCCAUACCAGAGCAACUGUUCAAUGCCACCUCACUUCAUAGCUUGUUUUUAUACGGUAAUAACCUUUCCGGUUCUCUACCUCCCUCGAUCUGCGAUCUUCCAAGGUUACAAAACCUCGAUCUUUCCAACAAUUCGCUGUCGGGUUCUCUGCCCGAGAAGCUUAAGAAUUGCAAGCAGUUACAGAGGCUGAUUCUUGCUCAAAACAAAUUUUCUGGUGAAAUUCCUGAUGGAAUUUGGCCGGAAUUGGACAACUUGUUUCAACUCGAUCUUUCGUCCAAUGAAUUCGACGGAUCGAUUCCUAGUAACAUCGGAGAGUUAAAGUCAUUGUCGGGGACUCUCAAUCUGUCUUACAAUCACUUGUCUGGUAAGCUCCCUAAAAGUUUAGGUGACUUACCGGUUACUGUCAGUUUUGAUCUUAGAAAUAACAAUUUAAGUGGGGAAAUACCUGAAACCGGUUCGUUUGCUAAUCAAGGACCAACAGCAUUUCUAAACAAUCCCCUUUUAUGUGGGUUCCCUCUUCAAAAAUCCUGUAAAAAUUCCAACAUAAGUCCUUCAGGCAGUCAAAAUUCGGGUCCGAAUUCUGGUGAAAGCCAGAAAAAAGGGCUCAGUCCUGGAUUAAUUAUAUUAAUCUCAGCGGCUGAUGCCGCUGGUGUGGCUUUGAUUGGAUUGAUUAUAGUUUACAUUUAUUGGAAGAAGAAAGAUUCUUCAAAUGGCUGUAGCUGCACCGGUAAAGGCAAGUUCGGUCAUAACGACAAAGGGAAGCUCAGUUCUCUCUGUUCCUGUGCCUGCAUCAACGGGUUUCGAAGCGAAGACUCCGAAUUCGAAGACCAGGAAAAGAGGGAGAGAUCAGGGAAAGGAGAAGGAGAAUUGGUUGCCAUCGACAAAGGGUUCAGCUUUGAACUGGACGAGCUGCUUAGAGCGUCAGCUUAUGUGUUGGGAAAGAGCGGGCUUGGGAUAGUGUACAAAGUGGUGCUUGGGAAUGGGGUGCCGGUGGCUGUACGGCGGCUGGGUGAGGGUGGAGAGCAAAGGUAUAAGGAGUUUGCAGCAGAAGUGCAAGCUAUCGGAAAGGUUAAGCAUCCCAACGUUGUGAAGUUGAGAGCUUACUAUUGGGCGCCUGAUGAGAAGCUUCUCAUUAGUGAUUUUAUCUCCAAUGGCAAUUUGGCUAAUGCCAUGAGAGGCAGAAAUGGUCAAUCAUCACCAAGCCUGUCAUGGUCAACAAGACUCAAAAUCGCAAAAGGUGCAGCUCGUGGCUUGGCCUAUCUUCAUGAAUGCAGUCCAAGGAAAUUUGUGCAUGGAGACAUCAAACCGUCCAACAUUCUCGUUGACAACGAAUUCCAACCUUACAUUUCUGAUUUUGGCCUCAACAGACUGAUUAACAUCACGGGAAACAAUUCCUCUUCCUCAGGUGGUUUUAUUGGGGGACUCCCUUACAAAUCAAUCCAAACCGAACGGACCAACAAUUAUCGAGCUCUGGAGGCUCGGGUUCCCGGCAACCGGCCGACCCAAAAGUGGGAUGUCUAUUCAUUUGGUGUAGUCUUGCUUGAACUGCUCACUGGCAAGUCUCCGGAGCUAUCACCAACCGCAUCAACUUCCACCGAAAUCCCAGACCUGGUAAGGUGGGUGAGGAAAGGGUUUGAAGAAGAAAACCCAUUGUCAGACAUGGUAGAUCCCUUGUUGCUACAAGAAGUGCAUGCCAAGAAGGAAGUCCUGGCAGUUUUUCACAUAGCUCUUGCAUGCACCGAAGGAGACCCUGAGGUCCGACCAAGGAUGAAAACAGUUUCCGAAAAUCUUGAAAGAAUUGGAACAUGAUUAAGAAGAAGAGAUCAGAUGAUUGCUUUGUCAGUGAAAGAACGUGGUCAAUCGUGUAGGAAGUUUCAAGUUGUACUGAUUUUUUCCCGUUAAGGUAAAAUUUUGCAAGGUUGUCAAGAUCAUUAACUAUUCAUUUCCCUAAAGUCUUUGGAAUUAGGCCCAAAAUUUUCCUGAAAAUUCAACCGUUUCUUGAAGCUUAUUGGAGACCGUAUGUGUCCUUUCAUGGCGACUAUUGAGAUAGCUACAUUUUUGUAAUUUAAAUUUCUCUGUCCCAUUUUAUCUUGGGAUAUGUGAUUGUAAUAAAAUUUCUUUUCAUUUUCCAUGCAA